UAAAAUAAUAUGCGAUGAAUCUUUCGCAAAUACGUAUCAGAUAGAUGAUUCCAUUAAAGCACGAGAAAUAUGUAUAGAUGUAUAUCUAUUACAUAUCUAAGUAUUCACAUAUAUUAUACAUGUGAAAUAUAAAAAUCUCACAUUUCCAUUUCAAACAGAGAUAUACCAACAAUUGUCUACUGAGACAAACUGUUUUAAAAUACGCGUUUGGAAUCACAAAAUUCUAGUUUCAAGAUCUUACAUUGCUAUCUUUGAAUCUAUUACACACGCGCGCGCGCGUUUACAAGAGCUUGAAAUAUUACGGUAGUCAAAGAAACAAUUACGAAAGUGCAAUCAUUUGCAAAUUACCAAAUUAUGCAGAAAAUAUCGACAAAGAUUUUUUGCAAUUCAUUAUGUGAAGCGCGAAUUGGGCUUAUUAAUCGCUUUAAUGCCUCUUUUUCUUGGUAAAUUGGCUGAUAAAAAUCGCGAUACGCCUGGGCAUUUAUAGCAUUAUCAUUUUAUAUGGCAUCGGUGUUUAUGCGUGUGCGUUAGUCGGUAUAUGGGUCGAAAUACAUGCAUCAUUCUUGUCUAUCUUUAACAUGUUACGUCGUCUUUAAGAGUAAUCAAUCGUAAUUAAGGAAAAUACUUAGAGCACGAGGGUCGUAUGAUUUCUGGCGAUUAUCAAAUUACGUCGUUAAAUGAGCACGCUUCGUACGGUGACUGUCAGCAUAAUCCAUAUAAAUUAUUAGGAAUGCAAAUUUAUGGCGACAUGUAGCUGUCCCCUUCAAGAAAUGAUGUUUGAUAGAUUGACAGAAUUAAUGAAAGAUUUGUUUUAUUGAUCUACAAAAGACUAUUCGCAUAAUAAAACGAUUCGACAGGAAUAGCUGGACCGAUUAAUAUUCACAUGAUCAUCUAAUAUUGAAGAAACCGUAUAUCCAAUUUUAAAAAACAAUCGGGAUAAUAAAACAAGUAGAACGCAGUUCGCAUAGUUCUGCAAUGCAGAUAUAAUGUCGCAAAUAUAACUGACAUUUCGCAUGACACCGCAUGAUACCAAUCUAUGCAAUUUUAUUAUACAAGUAAUAAAUCACGUUAUGUGACUCUAUCAUUUAUCUUUUAUCAGAGCUAAAUACAUUUUAUUAUCUACUAUUAAAGCGGUCAGCCCGUUCUUACAAGAAUCAAUUAGCGAUUAAACAGGUAUAUCGACAAUUCUUUUCUUUUCCUUGCAUCAACUCUUUGCCGCAUAGUUCCGUAUACAUGUAAAUAUCUUGAAAAUAGCUUUUUUGUAAUCAGUAGCGGUUGCCAUUAACAUGAGUAGAUAAUGCUUCCACCAAAUGACCACACAUAACGAUGUUCAGUCGAAAUUUUAUUUAUCGUUAGUUAGUUGCUUCCGAGUAGCAUUUUCUAUACGCGUCUCACGUAAUCGCGUAACAAUAAAGAUUUUGCAUAACGGAAGGACACCGAGGAUGCUCGUCAUUCUGAAGAUAAUCGUUUUAAAUCAGCCAAGGAUUCCUUGACGGUGUCACGUUGACGUUGACGUGUCGCGCGGUCAUUUGGGCCAAAACGAAAGUGAUUCUUGAAUAAGCCGGCACUUGCAGCAUGUGCCGAGCAUCUGCUCAGAGAAUUUUAAACAACACGACGAUUACCUGCCGGAUAGGUUGCUGUCUUGGUGAAGAUUACGGCUAUGAGGGAAAUCACGGUAAGCUUAGUCUUAGAAGCUUCAUUAAUUCAAGAUUCAAUGGUAUGUACUUCAAGACGAAGCUAAUUUGUCGUCUUAUUCUUUGCAUUGCAGGUCCGUCGCAUUGGGGUGAUAGUUACAACACAUGCAUUGGGAAACAUCAAUCACCCAUUAAUAUAGAAGAGCACAAUGUCAAGAAUAUCAGCUUGCCGUCAUUGAAAUUAGUCGGCAUUGACAAUCCGUGCUCGUCCUUCGUAACAAAUAACGGUCACACGGUUAUGCUGAAAACCAACGAAUCCAAAGCGGCCACGUUAUACGGGGGACCAUUGGGAAACAAUAUCUACGUGUUUGAGCAGUUGCACUUUCAUUGGGGUGAGAAUGAUCGCGAGGGAUCUGAGGAUUUAAUCAACAAUCACUCAUUCCCGAUGGAGAUGCACGCCGUGUUUUACAAGGAGGAUUACAAGUCGAUGGACGAAGCUCUCAAGCAUCAUGACGGUCUGACUGUUCUAGCAUACUUAUACGAGGUAAACCCUAAGCCAAAUCCGGUAUACGAGUCUAUCAUAGAAGUGCUACCUGACGUAGAAGCAGUAGGCAAGGAGAAAACAUUGAAAGAACCACUGUUACUAGAGAGAUUACUUGUACCAGAUAUUACGACUAUGCAAAAUUAUUUCACGUACAACGGCUCGUUGACUACUCCACCUUGUCUCGAAAUUGUUACCUGGAUUGACUUUAAAACUCACCAGCAGCUAUCGCACGAGCAGUUGGCUGCUUUUCGCGAUUUACGAACUCCCGAGGGCAACAAACUGACUCACAAUUUUCGGCCAGUGCAGCCACUAGAGGAUCGAAUAGUUUUCCACAACAUUCCGAAGGAGCAGAAUGAAGUGUUGAAGAACGAUAACGAUCCAUCUCAUGAACAUUCCGGACAGCACAGUAUUAAAAUGCCGUGUUCGAUUAUCGCAUUGGGAAUUCUUUUUGCAGUCGUCUUAUUUGCUAUGUAACGACGUUGGUACAAGAUAUUCUAGUCAAUAGCAUUUUUGCAUCGUUAUCCUAUUUUUAAAUGCAUGCGUGUGUUGUGUGUGUGCGUGCGCAUCGUGCGUAUAUGCGUGUGUAUGUAUACUGCGAAUAAAUGCUACUAAAAAAAGGAAAAAGUCGAAUUUUAAUAUAUUAUGCUAUCCACGGAUUAAAAGAUUUAAUUGAGUGGAUGUCCCAAAGCGAAUUCUCGUGAUCGUGAAUAAUCUUUAAAGCACAAUAAUCAAUUUAACGUUUGUAAUUAAUAAGAAUAUGCACUGAUGACUUUUAGCAGUAAAUUAUUCUUGAAUAUUGAGUAUCAUGUAUACUUCAUAAUUUUAAAUAUAAUGUUGUAAAUCAAACAUACACAAUUAAAAUAUUACUUCUUGUACGUGGAGA
Molecule: messenger RNA, 3061 nt
Organism: Ooceraea biroi (clonal raider ant)
Lineage: Eukaryota; Metazoa; Arthropoda; Insecta; Hymenoptera; Formicidae
Product: carbonic anhydrase 2
Cellular component (GO): cytoplasm
Molecular function (GO): zinc ion binding; carbonate dehydratase activity
Source: RefSeq, a predicted model, not a curated record